Molecule: messenger RNA, 3099 nt
Organism: Miscanthus lutarioriparius
Lineage: Eukaryota; Viridiplantae; Streptophyta; Magnoliopsida; Poales; Poaceae
Source: the annotation of a GenBank genome assembly
AUGACCAUGGAGCAUGGCGAGGAUUGCAGCGUCAAGGUGGCGGUCCACGUGCGCCCGCUCAUCGGCGACGAGAAGCUGCAGGGCUGUAAGGACUGCGUCGCCGUCGUGCCGGGCAAACCACAGGUCCAGAUCGGCAGCCAUUCCUUCACCUUCGACCAUGUUUACGGCAGCACAGGAACGCCGUCGGCGGCCAUGUUCGACGAGUGCGUCGCGCCGCUGGUCGACGGCCUCUUCCAGGGGUACAACGCUACCGUGCUCGCCUACGGCCAGACCGGAUCAGGGAAGACGUAUACCAUGGGGACUGCCUGCAAGGAGGGAUCGCAUAUCGGGAUCAUCCCACGAGCCAUGGCUGCACUGUUUGACAAGAUUGAGAACCUGAAAAGCCAAGUGGAGUUCCAGUUACGCAUAUCGUUCAUCGAGAUUCUGAAAGAAGAGGUGAGGGAUCUGCUUGACCCUACUGCUGCUACUGUGGGCAAAGUUGAGAAUGGCAAUGGGCACGCAAAACUGUCUGUGCCAGGGAAACCCCCUGUGCAGAUCCGAGAGGCAUCAAAUGGAGUCAUAACGCUAGCUGGAUCGACUGAAGUGCAUGUCAGCACUCAGAAGGAAAUGACUGCAUGCCUUGAACAAGGUUCCCUGAGUCGCGCAACUGGAAGUACCAACAUGAACAACCAGUCAAGUCGUUCCCAUGCCAUCUUCACAAUCACAUUGGAGCAGAUGCGCAAAACAGAUCCCAUCAUGACUGCAGAUGGAAUGCCUAUUGAAGAGAUGAAUGAAGACUAUCUCUGUGCCAAACUGCAUUUAGUAGAUCUUGCUGGAUCAGAACGGGCUAAGAGAACGGGUUCAGAUGGCCUGCGCUUCAAGGAAGGUGUUCACAUCAACCGAGGACUUCUCGCUCUCGGCAAUGUCAUAAGUGCUCUUGGAGAUGAGAAAAAAAGGAAAGAAGGUGCUCACGUUCCUUAUCGGGACAGCAAACUCACUCGUCUUUUGCAGGACUCCCUAGGUGGAAAUAGCAAGACUGUCAUGAUAGCUUGCAUAAGUCCAGCAGAUAUUAAUGCUGAAGAGACAUUAAACACUUUGAAAUAUGCUAACCGGGCACGUAAUAUCCAAAAUAAACCAAUUGUCAAUAGAAAUCCUGUUGCUGAUGAGAUGAAAAGAAUGCGCCAGCAGAUUGAAUAUUUGCAGGCAGAGCUUGUUUCGGCUCGAGGAGGAGUCGCAUCAGAUGAUGUUCAGGGUCUCAAAGAGAGGAUUUCAUGGCUUGAACAAACAAAUGAAGACCUUUGCAGGGAACUAUAUGAUAUUCGCAGCCGGUCUCAGAAUGAUCCAUGUAAACCUGAAAUACAAAGAACUUUAAAUGGCUUUACCAAAAGCGAAGGGCUCAAAAGAAGCUUGCAAAGCACAGAUCCAUUUGAUGUUCCGAUGACUGACUCAGUAAGAGGCAACCCUAAGGAUAUUGAAGAUGAAGUAGCUAAAGAAUGGGAACACACAAUACUGCAGGAUAGCAUGGGCAAGGAGUUGAAUGAAUUAAACCGACAACUUGAGCAAAAGGAGUCUGAGAUGAAAAUGUACGGAUGUGAUACUGUUGCACUUAAGCAGCACUUCGGAAAGAAACUUAUGGAGCUUGAAGAAGAGAAAAGGGCAGUACAGCAAGAGAGGGACAGAUUGUUGACUGAAGUUGAAAGCCUAAAUGCUGAUGGCCAAACGCAUAAACUCCGAGAUGCGCAGCUGCAGAAACUAAAAUCCCUUGAAUCCCAGAUUCUAGACCUAAAGAAAAAGCAGGAGAACCAAGUUCAGCUUUUGAAGGAAAAGCAAAAGAGCGAUGAAGCUGCUAAGAAACUGCAAGAAGAAAUUCAUUUUAUAAAAGCGCAAAAGGUUCAACUACAACACAAAAUUAAACAGGAAGCGGAACAGUUCAGGCAAUGGAAAGCUACCCGUGAGAAGGAACUUCUUCAGUUACACAAAGAGGGACGGAGAAAUGAGUAUGAACGCCACAAGCUUCAAGCACUUAAUCAGCGGCAGAAAUUGGUUUUGCAAAGGAAGACUGAAGAGGCUGCUAUGGCUACCAAAAGGCUAAAAGAGAUACUAGAAGCUAGGAAAUCUUCCGCCCGUGACAGUUCUGCUGGCACCAAUGGUACAUCUCCAGGCUCUAACAUGAGUGAGAGAUCGCUGCAAAAAUGGUUUGAUCAAGAGCUUGAAGUUAUGGUGCAUGUGCAUGAAGUCCGAAAUGAAUACGAAAAACAAAGCCAACUGCGCGCUGCACAUGGUGAGGAGCUUGCCAUUUUGAAACAAGACGAUAUACGAGCUGGUGGAUCUAGCCCCCAAAGAGGGAAGAACGGAAACACUAGGACAAAUACCUUGUCACCAAAUGCAAGACAAGCUAGGAUAGCAUCACUUGAGAGCAUGGUGACAAUCUCUUCAAAUACUCUUGUUGCAAUGGCUUCUCAACUCUCAGAAGCUGAAGAAAGAGAGCGUGCCUUCUCUGGCCGUAGUCGUUGGAAUCAAUUGCGGUCAAUGGGGGAGGCAAAGAGCUUACUGCAGUAUAUCUUUAAUGUUGCUGUUGAUGCAAGAUGCCAAGUAAGGGAGAAGGAAGUGGAGAUCAAGGAAAUGAAGGAACAAAUGACAGAGCUUGUGGGCAUUCUUCGACACAGUGAAUCACACAGAAGAGAAAUGGAAAAGCAGCUCAAGCAAAGAGAACAGAUAGCUCCAAUGGCCACUACACCUCCGAAAAGUGGAAAUGGCACGGCAAAGCACUCUGCUGAUGACCCCAACACACCACUGUCUCCUGUCGCCGUUCCUGCACAGAAGCAGCUUAAGUAUUCUGCUGGUAUUGUAAAUAGCCCCAGCAAAGGGAUUGCUGCGAUAAAAAACGAGCAACUUAAGAUGGUUCCUAUUGCACAGUUGUCUGUGGGGAGGAAAGUUUCAAUAGCAGGGCAAUCAGGAAAGCUCUGGAGGUGGAAAAGGAGCCAUCACCAGUGGCUGCUGCAGUUCAAGUGGAAGUGGCAGAAGCCAUGGAAGUUGUCUGAGAUGAUCCGAAACAGUGAUGAAACAAUCACGAGGAUUAGGCCCAGACCUCAACUUCUUUCACAUAAACCUCAUAAGUGA